Messenger RNA from Oryza brachyantha (malo sina), 1337 nucleotides. RefSeq names its product receptor-like cytosolic serine/threonine-protein kinase RBK2. Gene Ontology annotation, molecular function: ATP binding; protein kinase activity. The transcript is spliced from 6 exons. Lineage: Eukaryota; Viridiplantae; Streptophyta; Magnoliopsida; Poales; Poaceae. The record is from RefSeq and is a predicted model, not a curated record. The coding region runs from base 397 to 1167 and encodes 256 amino acids. Gene Ontology annotation, biological process: protein phosphorylation.
GCGGCGAGCGCGGCGGCGCCGGCCGACGGGAGUCAAGCCUGCGCCGUCAGGCCGCCCAUCCGCACCUUCUCCCUCGCCGAGCUCAAGAAGGCCACCCGCAACUUCAGCAAAGAGAACGUCGUCGGCAGAGGAGGCCACGCGAAGGUGUACCGGGGAUGCCUCCCCGGCGGCGAGCUGGUGGCGGUGAAGCGGCUAUCGGCGGCGGCGGCGCAGGACACGGGCGGGCGGGUGGAGAGCUUCCUGUCGGAGCUGGGCCAGGUGGUGAGCCUGAGCCACCCGAACAUCGCGAGGCUGGUCGGCGUCGGCGUGGACGGCGGCGAGCACCUGGUGUUCCCCUUCUCCCGCAUCGGCUGCCUCUCCGGGAGGCUGCACGGCGCCGGCGCCGGCGAGGAGGCGAUGCCGUGGGACGCGAGGUACAGGGUGGCCGUGGGCGCCGCGCGCGGGCUGGAGUACCUCCACGAGAGGUGCGCGCGGCGGAUCGUCCACCGCGACGUCAAGCCGGCCAACAUCCUGCUCAAAGACGACUACGAGCCAAUGAUAUGUGAUUUUGGGCUCGCGAAAUGGCUGCCGCCCAACAUGACGCAUUACCAAGUGACCACCUUCGAAGGCACAUUCGGGUACUUGCCGCCGGAGUACACGUCGCACGGCAUCUUCAACGAGAAGACGGACGUGUUCGCCUACGGCGUCGUCCUCCUGGAGCUCCUCACCGGCCGCCGCGCCAUUGACGCCAAGAAGAAGCUCAGCCUCCUCACAUGGGCGAGGCCGUUCCUGGACUCCGGCGACGGCGACGGCGACGGCGACGCGGCGGUGAGGAAGAUGGUUGACCCUGCGCUCGGCGGGCGGUACGACGGCGAGCAGCUGGCCAGCGUCGCCUGCGCCGCCAAGCUCUGCAUCCACGCCUCGCCGGAGCUCCGGCCGCAGAUGAGCCAGAUUACACGUAUUCUCCAAGGAAACGAAGAGCAUCGACAAAGCGAGGGGCCCAGAAGAACGGCGACGGACCAUCGCGCCGUCGAUCGCCACGUAACGAACGGCCAGGAUUCCGCCACGAGGCGCCAGCUGGACGAUCUGAGGCGCCACGAGGCGCUCGCCUUCGACUUCGAAUGGGAGAACACCACCACGUCAGCAGAAAUAGAUCACCAUCUCUCUGUCGUUCAUACCAGUAAUUAAUUAGCAGACAUGGAGUUCGUUUCCUGACUUGUACCUAUGGUUUUCUCAUGUUGUUUUUUGAUCGAAAUGUACGUGUGAGAUUUUGAUCUGAUUCACACAUUUUUUGUCAUUUGAGAAGGCAAAAUUUUGGUGGCCCUGCGAUUGAUUUUGCAUUUCAGCGAACAAAUCCA